Rhineura floridana is the source of this 991-nucleotide messenger RNA. RefSeq names its product CD74 molecule (gene CD74). NCBI's taxonomy places the organism in Eukaryota, Metazoa, Chordata, Lepidosauria, Squamata, Rhineuridae. Bases 182 to 982 code for a protein of 266 amino acids. Gene Ontology annotation, biological process: immune response; protein trimerization; antigen processing and presentation. Gene Ontology annotation, molecular function: macrophage migration inhibitory factor binding; MHC class II protein binding. The record is from RefSeq and is a predicted model, not a curated record. The transcript is spliced from 8 exons. Gene Ontology annotation, cellular component: membrane.
GGGGAGGAGAGAGGACUUGAAGGGUAUUUCCAAUUAUUUAAGCCCAGCAACUUUCACUUCCCAUUUCUGUGUUUCAAAAAGUUUCUAAGGAACACGACAGUCUUUAUAGAGCCCGUGCUAGCGCCAGGUGGAACAUCCCUACUUCACAGUCACCAAGCAGAGCAGCAAAAGAGCUAACACAAUGGAGGAUGACAGGAGCGACCUUCUCCCCACUGCAUACGCUGGCUCGGUGGGACAGCUGCCACGGAGUUCUUGCAGCCGUGGAACUGUCUACACUGCUUUCUCCAUUCUAGUGGCUUUGCUCCUUGCUGGCCAGGCAGUUACUGUCUUCUUUGUGUAUCAGCACCACAACCAGAUUACCAAGAUAAGCAAGACCAACCAGGAACUGAAACUGCAAUCGCUGACCAAUAACCUCGCUGACAACUCCAAAUCAGUUAGCCAGAGGAAGAUGUCGAUGGCCAGUAUGAUGCCUCUGUUCAUGAGGGACCCAUCUGCAAAGUCUUUGGAGGAUGAACUCAAGCUGACCAACAGCACUGAAGACCAGGUCAAACGCCUGCUCAUGCAGGGAAACCCUCUCAUAAAGUUUCCUGAAUUGAACAACACCUUCAUGGAAAAUAUAAAUUAUCUGAAGACACGCAUGGAGUAUGAGGACUGGAAGGCUUUUGCAACCUGGAUGCACAAGUGGCUGCUCUUCCAAAUGGCCCAGAAUGAGAUCCCAGAAGAAAAAGUGAAAACCAAGUGCCAGAAAGAAGAAUGUGGUAAGGGUAUCCAUCCAGGAAGAUUCUGUUCCCAAUGUGAUGAAAAGGGCGACUAUCUGCCUAAGCAAUGCAAUCACAGCACUGGCUAUUGCUGGUGCGUCUACAGAAAUGGCACAAUGGUUGAGGGCACUGCUAAAGUCCGUGGACCACUGGACUGCACUGGAAAGGUGGACACUUUGGAUCCUGAAAAUGUGACAUAUUCGGGGAUGAUCUUCACUAGCUAAAUGAUCAAG